AUGCCCAGAGGCAACGGCACCACCACCCAUAGUGUUCGGGAAAAGGAUAAACUUUUGACGCCCGUCAUUUGGUGCAUUCUCGUAACGGAAACGGGCGAGCGCUUCGCGUACUUUGGCUUUCGGGCAAUUCUGGUGCUGUAUUUCGUCUCUCUGGAAUAUUCCGAAUCUCAAGCGAUUGCCUUUUUCGCGUAUACUACCUGUUUGGCUUAUUUGUCACCAAUUGCUGGCGCGCUAUUGGCCGACGGACACUUGGGACGUUACCAAACAAUCCUGUGGUUCGGCCUCGUUUACGUGAUUGGCUUGUCCAUUCUGACCUUCGCAGCAGCGGCAUCCGAAGAUGUAGAUCUCGCGUAUCGCCGAACGUUAACCUUCGUGGGUCUCUUUCUGGUGUGCCUAGGAACAGGAGGCAUCAAACCGUGUGUGUCGGCUUUUGGUGCCGAUCAAAUUUCCAUGCGGCCGGAGAAUCACGACGGUGAUGACACAUUGGAGCGUUCUGUUAAUAACGCCGGACCUGUCGCAAUGACAAGUACCAAGUUGUAUCGGGAUAAUCACAAAGCGAUCACGUUGGCCGAUACCGGACAAGGACCCAGUGAAAGGGAUGGUCUGUUUCGAGAACCACCAGUCGAUCCUCGCGAAACUGUCGUGGCACCCGACGGGGUCACAUCUUCGAAGAAGAACGAGCAAGUACGAGCAUUUUUUGCUUAUUUUUAUUUUUGCAUCAACGUGGGGGCCGUCACAUCGAUUGCACUCGUACCUAUACUGCGAGGACGGUACGGCUUUAGUGCCGCCUUUCUGCUGCCCACAUGUUUUAUGAUUACGGCUAUUCUACUCUUUCUGUCCAAACGAAACGAGUACAUUCAUCACCAGCCCGGUAAGGACGGAUCUUCACUCAGCACAACUUUUCGUUUGUGCUGGUGGCUUAUACGGGAAAAUCUAUGGUCGAUUCCGUGGGUGCAACGCGCACUUCCUUGGGCCAAACCCGAACCACUGCAAAAUCAUGCUCCCGGACAACACACGCUGGUGCCAAACGAGGAAGACGACUACAACACUGACAUGGACGCAGGUCUUAACGAUAACACCAGUUCCGUUGAUGACGACACAGUAGUUGAGAACGACACAAGGGCUUCACCCGACGCCGUCUUUCAUCAACAACUCGAUGACGCGGCACAAGCCGUCAACGUUCUGCCCAUAAUGGCCAUGUUCCCCAUUUUUUGGUGUCUGUACGACCAGCAAGGGUCGGUAUGGACGCUUCAGGCUACACGCAUGGCCUUGCCUGAUGGAAUGUUACCCGAACAACUACAAGUCGUGAAUCCGCUGCAAAUUAUGCUCUUUAUCCCGCUUUUCGAUAGAUACAUUUAUCCCGUGAUGCAAGCGAAAGGAUGGAAUAUUGCUCCUCUGCGACGCAUGUCGUGGGGCAUGAUGCUGACAGCCAUUUCAUUCUUUCUAAGCGGCCUCGUGGAAUGGUGUAUACAAAGCCACGAACGAAACAGCGAGGCGAUGAUAAGCGUCUUCUGGCAACUUCCCCAAAUCACUGUUUUAGCGAUUGGCGAAAUAUUUAUCUCUGUCACCGGUCUCGAGUUUGCCUACUCCACUUCCCCGGAAAGACUGAAAGCCUUUCUCAUGGCUUUGUUUCUAUUGACGACGGCCUUUGGAGAUUUACUGAGUGGAAUCUUGUAUUCCACCGUGUUUGCGAAUAUGAAUCGAGCGAAAAUCAUGCAUACCUGUGCCUUGCUUAUGCUGUGUAACUUGGGAUUAUUUGCGCUCGUGGUUCGGUGGUGGGAACGUCGCGAAGUGCACGAUUUAAGGCGUUUACAGUCCCUCCAGGGGCUGGAACUACGAGAAGAGCGAAGAAUGAUUUGA
Messenger RNA from Phaeodactylum tricornutum CCAP 1055/1, 1860 nucleotides. RefSeq lists its product with no specific name. Gene Ontology annotation, molecular function: transmembrane transporter activity. NCBI's taxonomy places the organism in Eukaryota, Bacillariophyta, Bacillariophyceae, Surirellales, Neidiaceae. Gene Ontology annotation, biological process: transmembrane transport. Gene Ontology annotation, cellular component: membrane. Bases 1 to 1860 code for a protein of 619 amino acids. The transcript has a single exon. The record is from RefSeq and is a predicted model, not a curated record.